Acanthamoeba castellanii str. Neff is the source of this 1920-nucleotide messenger RNA. Its product is annotated as protein kinase domain containing protein. Bases 1 to 1920 code for a protein of 639 amino acids. Gene Ontology annotation, biological process: positive regulation of transcription elongation by RNA polymerase II; transcription elongation by RNA polymerase II; protein phosphorylation. The record is from RefSeq and is a predicted model, not a curated record. The transcript is spliced from 7 exons. NCBI's taxonomy places the organism in Eukaryota, Discosea, Longamoebia, Acanthamoebidae. Gene Ontology annotation, molecular function: cyclin binding; RNA polymerase II CTD heptapeptide repeat kinase activity; ATP binding. Gene Ontology annotation, cellular component: cyclin/CDK positive transcription elongation factor complex; nucleus.
AUGAUCUUCAAGAAGCCUGCGGUGCAUGUACAACGUCUUUCCUUCGAUGAUUUCUACAUAAUUGAGCAGGUGGGUGAAGGCACCUACGGGCGUGUCUUCAAGGCGCGUAACGUUCACACAAACAAGCUCACUGCACUUAAAGUCGUCUUUCCUACUGAGGAUGAUGAGGGGCUUCCUUUCACAGCAGUCAGAGAAAUCAAGUACCUGCAGAUGCUGAGCGACAAUCCCAACGUGAUUAAACUCGAGGGAACCUUCUUCACCAGAGACGGCGAGCUUGUCUUGGCCUUCGAGUAUAUGGAGAAUGAUCUCUCAGGCCUUCUGUCGCUGAAGAACCUCCAAUUCAGCCCGGCGCAGACCAAAUGUCUCUUCAAGCAGGUGCUGGAGGGCCUUCACCAGUGCCACCGUGCGGGCAUCAUGCACAGAGACAUCAAAGCGGCCAAUCUGCUGCUGAACAAUGGUGAGCUGAAAAUGGCCGACUUUGGCCUAGCCUCCAACUACCUCCGGCGACGCACGUUCUCAACGAACGUGGUGACGCUUUGGUAUCGCGCACCCGAGCUCCUGCUCGGCGUCAACGCCUAUGGCCCCAAGGUGGACAUCUGGAGCGCGGGAUGCUUGUUCAUCGAGCUCCUGACGCGACAGUCGCCGUUCCCCGGCAGGGAAGAAAAGCACCAGCUGGAGCUCAUCGUACGGACGUGUGGGACACCCGACGAGAGGAACUGGCCUGGCGUGACCAAGCUCGAGGGCUACAAGCAGCUUCAGGGGCUCAUGGGCCACAAGAACCGGCUGCGAGAGGUCUUCGGCAAGUUCGAUCCUCGGGCGCUCGAUCUCCUGUCCAGGAUGCUCUCCCUGAAUCCUGCGGACCGGCCGACCGCCUCGGAGGCCCUUGACCACGACUAUUUCUGGACGGACCCGGUGCCUUGCAAAGCGACUGACCUGCCUCACUAUCCUGCGAUGCACGAAUACGAGGCGAAGAAAACGCGACAGAGCGAGCGCCAACCGAAGAGACAGAGGGUCACUGGCUACGCGCCUAACGUUCCGGUCGCGCCUCUUCGGUCGCAGCCCUACCCUCCGCACAAUGCCGGCUAUCCGCCGCACGUCCCUCUCCCCGUACCGCAACAGCCCGCGCGCGGCGACUACCCGCCUCCUCUUCCCUCUCCACACUAUGCCCACCUCCCGUACCCUUCGUCGAAGCUCGGGCAGUACGGCCAGCCACCAGCCAGGCAGAAUCUGCCCACAGGCCCGCAAGGCUGGGGACCGGCGGCUCACGGAACGCACCCCCCAGCCGCGGGCAAUGGCCUCCUGCCCACGCCUCACGUCCCUCUUACCGUUCCCGGCCACCCGCCACGGCCGACCGGCUACGCCGGCGCAUCCUCCUACCCGGGCAUCCACCCACCCUCGGCCAUGCCGCACUACGACGCCGCGCGAAGUAGUGGGUCGCGCCAUCGCCAGCCGUCGUCGGGUUCACUGGUGGCCAGCGCUCGGCAUCCGCUUGUUUCAUCUGGCCUGCCACCGCACCGUAUCGGCGGGGCUCAACCACAGUCGUCGUCAUCGUCAUCGUCGUUGCCUCCUAGCACGGGCCUCCGCGGAGGGUAUCACCACGCCGGACCCCGGGAGAUGAAUCGACCGCCGACCUCUUCGGCGCGGGUCGAGGGCGGGCCGCGACACGACAUGCCGCCCCACUUGGCCUCGGGCUACAACCGACCGCCGGCGGGCGCGCAUCGACCGGUCCACCACCACGCGGCGCUCCAGCACCAUAACCACCUCGGCCACCCGAUCAUCGCGGACGGCCAUCACGCACCAACUGCCCACAACAGUGUACAUAAGAGCCAUGCGCGGGCCACGUUGAGCAGCGUCGAGCGGAUGGGCGUGGGCGUCGACACGACCGGCAAGCGCAAGAGGGAGGCCACGCCGCUCUCGUAG